This is a messenger RNA of Xiphophorus maculatus (southern platyfish), 2598 nucleotides long. RefSeq names its product POU class 4 homeobox 3 (gene pou4f3). The record is from RefSeq and is a predicted model, not a curated record. The coding region runs from base 853 to 1896 and encodes 347 amino acids. NCBI's taxonomy places the organism in Eukaryota, Metazoa, Chordata, Actinopteri, Cyprinodontiformes, Poeciliidae. The transcript is spliced from 3 exons. Gene Ontology annotation, molecular function: RNA polymerase II cis-regulatory region sequence-specific DNA binding; DNA-binding transcription factor activity, RNA polymerase II-specific. Gene Ontology annotation, biological process: regulation of transcription by RNA polymerase II.
AUACCUAAACCAGUGACAACAACUGGAGGGUCACAUACAGGCUAGAAGAAAAAGAACUCUGGCUUAGGGGUCCAAGAUUUUCUUUUAAGAUGAAAACAUUUAUUUUUUUCACUUUAUUUGAAAACUGAGGUUCAAGAAUCGUUACAGAACCGCACAUGGAAAAACGUUUCAGUGGGCCGACAAAACAGUGUUAAAAAAUCUUUUUUGCAAACUUUUGGAACUGAAGUUUGGGCUUUCAGCAACUGUUAGCCUUAAUCAUUAAAAUUAACAGAAAGAACAAAAUGAACUAUAUCUCUGUGUAAAAUGAAUAUAUCUAAUGUAGAGUUUCAACUACUUGAAUUGAAUUGUUGAAAGAAAUGAACUAUUUGAUGAUAUUCUAACUUAUUGAGAAACUUUAUCAAUGGUUUGAUGUUGUUCUGCUCUGUCCAUGGUGCUGAAAUGACUAGACUGUAUUAGAUUCGCCAAAUUUUACAUCGUCCUCUUCUGAUAGAUGGUGACAGAAGAGGAUGUUCAGGAUAUUAACAGAAAAAAAAUGUCACCAAAGCAUUCAUAUUCUCGUCUAUAAACAGUUUUUGAAAUAAAAUAUAUUAGUAAUUUUGACCAGCAAUAUGUUUGAGUCCACAGGCCACACGGUUGCAACCUGUAAGUUGAGCAAAGGAGGAGGGAGGAGGAGGAGGAGGGAGGCUGGGAAGGGAGGAGGAGGAGGAAGAGGAGGAGGAUGCCGGGAGGCGCCCUGGCUGUGAACAGCCUCAGUCUGGUGACGGAGAGCACAGGAGGCUCCCGUGGCUGCCCGCUCCUCCCGGCUCUUUUCAUGUCCGGGGCCACACUGCUUGCGAGGGGCCUGCUGGGAGGAUGACGAUGAUGACCAUGAACGGCAAGCAACACUUCUCCAUGCACCCGGCCCUGCACGAGCCCAAAUAUCCCGGCCUGCACUCAGGCUCGGAGGGCAUGCGCAGAGUCUGUCUGCCGGCCCCGCAGCUGCAGGGCAAUAUAUUCGGAGGCUUUGAUGAGAGCCUGCUGGCACGGGCUGAAGCUCUGGCGGCUGCUGACAGCAUUGUCUCUCAAGGCAAGAGCCACCCGUUCAAACCAGACGUGACUUACCAUACCAUGAGCAGUGUCCCCUGCACCUCAGCCUCCUCUUCCUCCUCCACCACCGUGCCCAUCUCCCACCACCACCACCAUCACCACCACCUGGGACAGACCCUGGAGGCUGGGGACCUCCUGGAUCACCUUUCCACCAGCCUGGCCGUGACCGGGAUGGGUGCUCCAGAGCCCCCAGGGAUGACUGCGACCUCGCACCACCACCAGCACCCGCACCACCACCUGCAGACCAUGGGACAGCUGCAUCAGGCGAUGGCCACCAUGGCCCAUCCUCACUCCCUGUCCGUGCACGGAGGCAUGGCCUGCGUCAGCGACGUGGAGUCCGAUCCGCGGGAGUUGGAAGCGUUCGCGGAGCGCUUCAAGCAGCGCAGGAUUAAGCUCGGAGUGACCCAGGCGGACGUCGGCGCAGCAUUGGCCAACCUCAAGAUCCCAGGCGUGGGGUCGCUCAGCCAGAGCACUAUCUGCAGGUUCGAGUCCCUCACCCUGUCCCACAACAACAUGAUCGCCCUCAAGCCGGUCCUGCAGGCCUGGCUGGAAGAAGCCGAGGCUGCGCACCGGGAGAAGAGCAGCAAGCCGGACCUUUUCAACGGCAGCGAGAGGAAAAGGAAGCGCACGUCCAUCGCCGCGCCGGAGAAGCGCUCGUUGGAGGCGUACUUCGCCAUCCAGCCUCGGCCCUCGUCGGAGAAAAUCGCGGCCAUCGCCGAGAAAUUGGACCUUAAAAAGAACGUGGUUCGAGUGUGGUUCUGCAAUCAGCGGCAGAAACAGAAGCGAAUGAAGUACUCGGCGGUGCACUGAGUUCUUCCCACCAACAUCAUGAAUAAAAUAGCCUACUACAUUUUUGAUUGAGUGAUUAAUAAUAACCCGAGUAGCCCUAACAAACAGGGAUUUAUCAGCAUCUCUGGGAUCGUUUCCAAAAAUGACUUUACCCAUUUUUGUGUCACUCACUUGGCAUUGUUGCACUUUUCCGGAUUCUGCUGUUGAGGUGGCAUAUUUGUUUCUUUUAAAGGGAUUUUUGAUGUUAUUGAUAAUGUAGUCUGCACACGCUGAGAAGGGACUUUUAUUUUGAACUAUCACAUUUCUUGUCAUUGGAGCCCAACUGGACUUUUCCCCUUUACAACAAAUAGCAAAACAGACUCUAUGAUCUCCACUUCAUAUAUCCAUAAAUACCCACACAAUCAUGUCUUCACCUGUGGAGCCUUUACGAUAUAAAUGUUCCAUGGUUUCACAUUUUAACCACUGAAUUCUUCGAAUGAAGCCGCUCUCUUUGUGAACUGUGAGUGAUCGUGAUUUACGCACAAAAGCGAGUCUUCAUCACAAGCUAUAACACUCUGUUCGUCUUGAAUUAUUAAGAAAUGGAAAUGACACCGACAUUACAGGGAGCACGACCAAUGUGGCUGCUGCUAUAUUUUAGUAUUUUGGUGUGAACAUGUUUUCCAGAAUCACAGGUGAGCUGUAUAGAUAUUUAUUAUAUGGCUUUUUUCACCUGUUAAGUAUUUA